AUGGAAGCAAAGUCGGUUGUUUUGUUGUUAUCAACGGUCUGGAUUGCCUGUGUCGCUGUAAAUGAAUUCUACUCUUCAACAGAUCAUAUGAUUCAACUUAUAGAUAUCGAAAAAAGGUUUGCCACAUCCCUUCAUGAAUAUAUAGAAGAGCUGGAGCGCCAAGCAGAACUUCUGAAGAGGAUUCUGAAUGCCUUUGUGAGUGACUUUGAUGACACUCCUAAAGACCCAGAGAAAUUCGUCAGCAACCCUCUUGCGGCGUACCGGCUUGUGCGGAAGCUGAGUCGAGUCUGGCCGAACACACUGGACCUCAUCGAAGGAAGACACGCUAAAGAUGUGUUGGAAGACCUGAAAUCUUGCGCUCAGACUCUCCCCGGCGCAGAUGAUGUAGAAGGAGUGGUGAUGGCUUUGGUUAGACUGCAAGACAUGUACAGAUUAGAUCCAAGGAGCAUCAUGUUAUUUUCUGAAACCAACCACAACUUAAGACUAGAUCCAGAUGAAACGUUCCAAAUCGGCACGAUCUCUUCUCUCAAUCGACGCUUUCAGUAUGCCCUCCUCUGGAUGGAAGAAACCUUCAGCAAACUCAGUCAGGGCGAGGAAGCCGUUGUUACUGAAGAGGAGGUUCUUUUCCAGCUUGCUUCGUUUUCCCAUCAGAUCCAGCUGUCAUCUGGGCGAGACCCCACAGAAGGAGAUCUUCAGCCUGCACUUUACAAAAACAUAAAAGAGAGCAUUAAGACCUGGACUGCAAAAUACAUCCCUCAUUUUGUCUCGCCUGUUCACGACAUGAACACAGCAUAUGAGGCUCUAUGCACAGGCAAGAGGGUUAUGAAGGUUAAGCCAAAGAUGGUGCUGCCCCAGAGUCUGUGCAGUCAGUCACCGAGCACAUAUCCUGCAUCAGCUCUUGGUCAGGACUACCUUGGGGCGGCAGUGGCUCAGUGGUUAAUGUCCGGAAGAUGCACUGCAAUUGCAAGCUCGACCUCCGAUUACCCCCUGGCCACGCUACCAUCGAGGGUAGUGAGGGUCAAAGAACCCACGAAGGGUGUCCUGACAGUGAAAGGUGUCUUCCAUGACUCUGUGAGCUCCUUAGCACUUUCAGGUAGAUAUAAACUGGAGUGGAAAGUCAAACCAAUCAUCCAACUGAAAAGCAAAGGGCAGGCUGGAGGAGUCCACUCAAGCCUGAUAUUAGUGGCGGCCCGGACGCCUCAGAGAGAGAGAAAACUGGUGUGCAGGUACAGAACAGGAAGAGGAAACCCGCUGGUGCUCUUUAAAGAGGAAGUGGAGUGGGAUCAGCCCACGAUACUACGCUACCAUGACUUUCUUUCUGAAGGAGAAAUGGACACCAUCAAAACACUGGCCAGGCCAAAGGUACAUUAA
Molecule: messenger RNA, 1371 nt
Organism: Pimephales promelas (fathead minnow)
Lineage: Eukaryota; Metazoa; Chordata; Actinopteri; Cypriniformes; Leuciscidae
Source: RefSeq, a predicted model, not a curated record